Aspergillus puulaauensis is the source of this 1023-nucleotide messenger RNA. Its product is annotated as 3-hydroxyacyl-CoA dehydrogenase family protein. Gene Ontology annotation, biological process: fatty acid metabolic process. The record is from RefSeq and is a predicted model, not a curated record. The transcript has 5 exons. The coding region runs from base 1 to 1023 and encodes 340 amino acids. NCBI's taxonomy places the organism in Eukaryota, Fungi, Ascomycota, Eurotiomycetes, Eurotiales, Aspergillaceae. Gene Ontology annotation, molecular function: oxidoreductase activity, acting on the CH-OH group of donors, NAD or NADP as acceptor; NAD+ binding.
AUGGCCCAAUUGCGCGCAGAUAAGAGUCGAAUUGUGGCCGUGAGAAGCGUCAGGACUGGCAAAUACGUUGUUCGAAACUUCAAUGAUAUGUCGAAAGUCCAACAGAAGUGUGUUACCCUCUUGGGUGCCGGGACUCAAGGGGCGCGUCUGGCAUACAUGUGGUCUCGCUGUGGAAGCCCCGUGAAUCUCAUCGAUAAGAGUCAGAAGCAGCUUGAACUUGCCGGGAAGAAGGUUCUGGCUUUGAGAGAGGAGGGAAGCGUCCUGGGCCUGCUAGGGGGUCAAUGGGGCGAUGUCACCCCUGCGACGAGCGAAAAGCUCAAACACGCUAUUUGGGAAUCGUGGCUUGUCAUUGAGUGUGUCCCUGAGUCAUUGUCUCUAAAGCGAGCUGUCGCUGAGGAGCUCGACCAGCUGGCUGGGCCCGAGACAAUAAUCGCCUCCAACUCCAGUAGUUACACGAUUACUGAAAUUCUGGAGGGACUGAAGACAAAGUAUCCUGAUAGGCUCCUGAGCCUACACUCAUGUAAGUCGCUGCUGCCGCCUGCACAGUCGAAACCCAAGCCCCAGCCUGACAAAGAUGUCACAGAUUGGCCACCAGAGACCUCGGCUAUUGAGAUCAUGGGCUCUGGCAACACGAGACCGGAUAUCAUAUCUCUUCUAAAAAGAAAAACCGGAGCUCAUGGUUUCGAGCCCUUCCACGUGCAGAAGCCGUCGAUGGGCUACAUUUACAACAGGAUCUGGGCGGCGAUCAAGCGGGAAGCCUUGUUUGCGCUAGAUGAGGGUGUUGCGUCACCGCAAGAAAUUGAUGGGAUUUUCAAGGCCGUGUUAAAAACACCUAAGGGACCGUGUGAACAAAUGGAUGUCGUUGGGUUGGAUGUGGUGCUUGACAUCGAGAAUCACUACGCAGAUGUUCGGCCGGGUCUCCCUGAGGAACCCCGAAAGUAUUUACAGCAGAUGAUAGCACAAGGCAGGUUGGGUGUUAAAACUGGCUCCGGGUUUUUCGAAUACGGAAAUACCAAGAAAUAA